AUGUGCAAGAAUCCUUCACCGUCUUCGCCUCUCUCCAUCCCGAGUCGCAUCAGAUGGGAUGAGUUCUGCAGCCUGUGUAAGGGAGGGCAGCAGCUGAUGGUGAUACACGGGAAUGUGUAUGACGUGGGAGGAUGGGUGCUCCUGGCCUAUGUUGGGGAGGAUGCGACCGACCCCUUCGAAGCAUUUCACCGCGACGACGACGCUAUGAAGAAAUAUCUGGUGGGGCUCAAAGUGUCUUCGUUGGUUGCCGACGACCAGUCAAAGGAGAAAGAUGGAGCGAGAAACAAGGAGCUGGAAGAAGACUUCCGAAAGCAAGGAGCGCUGAGGUCGAGCUUGAAGGCAGCGGGAAUGUACAAGGCGAACCCCUGGUUCUACCUUGGGAUGCUAGCGCACAUUCUUGUGCUGGAGCUGCUGGCGUGGGCUGUGCUCAAGCGGUUUGGAAGCGGAUGGAUCGCGUACAUGGCAGCUGUCGUCCUGUUGACAACAGCGCAGGCUCAAGCGGGAUGGCUUCAGCACGACCUCGGGCAUCUUUCCGUGUUCAAGAGUCGAAGUUUGAACCUCCUGGCUCAUCGAUUUGUUAUCCUCCACUUGAAAGCGGCUUCUUCGGCAUGGUGGAACUACAGGCAUUACCUGCAUCAUGCAAAGCCGAACAUUCAGGACACAGAUCCUGAUAUCAACAUGCCGUACGUGUUUAUGCUGGGCGAGUCCAUGUCGAGACGAUGGGCCAAGAAGCAACGAGAAGGAAAAGUGAAGGGCUUUCUUCCUUAUUCCCUGCAGCACCAGUACUGCGAGAAGAGAAGAACAGAGCAGGAGAGGAACACGGGGGUCAUGGGACUGAACGGGAAGGGUGGAAGGUGGAUCAUCGGCCCUCCUCUGCUCCUUCCGAUCUACUUCCACUACGAGAAUCUGAGAUAUGUCAUUGGCAAUGCGGUCUGGGGCAAGUCAGGGAUGUGGAAAGAUUCCUACGGCACCGAGAGAUAUCUGCGACAGCAUCGGCGCUUCUUCUGGGAGGAGUUUCUUUGGAUGGCUUCGUUUUUCAUUCGCUGGCACUUGAUGUAUGGCCCGCUGCUGGGAGGGCUGUGGGGAUGGUUCGGCCUGUACAUGACUGUUCGCGUCAUCGAGUCCCACUGGUUCGUCUGGGUCACUCAGAUGAGUCACAUCCCCAUGAGCAUCAGCAAGUUUGACGAGGCGGAGCAUCACGACUGGCCGUCGCUCCAGCUCGCAGCCACCUGCAACGUGGAAGGAGGAGCGUUCAACGACUGGUUCACCGGUCACCUCAACUAUCAGAUCGAGCAUCAUCUGUUCCCCACCAUGCCUCGUCACAACUACCCAAAAGUCGCUCCGCUCGUGCGCGACCUCUUCGCCAAGCAUGGCAUGAAGCACAAGUACGAGAGCAAGAAGCUGCUGCAGGCGUUCGGCGACAUCCUCUCCUCGCUCGAGAGAUACGGAAAGGCAUGGGAGCACGCGUUCUAUGAGACAUGA
This is a messenger RNA of Guillardia theta CCMP2712, 1482 nucleotides long. RefSeq lists its product as hypothetical. Gene Ontology annotation, molecular function: oxidoreductase activity, acting on paired donors, with oxidation of a pair of donors resulting in the reduction of molecular oxygen to two molecules of water. Gene Ontology annotation, cellular component: membrane. The coding region runs from base 1 to 1482 and encodes 493 amino acids. The transcript has 21 exons. The record is from RefSeq and is a predicted model, not a curated record. NCBI's taxonomy places the organism in Eukaryota, Cryptophyceae, Pyrenomonadales, Geminigeraceae. Gene Ontology annotation, biological process: lipid metabolic process.